CCGCUAGAUCUUUCCCCGGAUGAUUGACGAAAGAAAGUACUGUAGCCGCUAUGACGUUUUUCCGACCCCGGACCAGAAGCUUUCUUUUUGUUCGUGAUGAAGGCUCUUUAUGCCUGGCAUUGACUUCGAAGACCUUGGCUGAACGUACCAGGUAGUCCAUCGAGCCAAUUCGUCUUCGAGAGUCGGCAGAACGUGAAUAACCAACUCCUAAGCCCUGAACAAGGAGGAACAAUCGAGCACGUGGACAGAUUGAACAACUUGGAAUCUGUCAAACAUUCUACCCCACCCAAUUUCACCGCGUCCAGCUUUGCUUGGGGAAAUCGUCGAGAUGAGCGGACAGGUACCGAAGGUUGACAGCCUCAAGCAUGUCUAUCAAGGAUCAUCGACAGGAGAAGCUGUUCCCGCUGACCUCCAACGUCGAUUCGAUAACCUGAUCAAAUCUUUCAAGACUAAAUAUGGUCAGAAGCCGGAUUUCGUGUCACGGAGUCCAGGUCGGGUCAACAUUAUUGGCGAACAUGUUGACUACUCACUGUACAACGUCCUGCCAACGGCGGUGACUGUCGAUGUGCUUAUUGCUACUCGAGUCGUCAAGGGCAGCAGUAACAUCACAGUUGCCAAUGUGAAUCCUCAGAAAUACCCUUCAAAAGAGAUCAGUGUCCCCAGCUCGGGGGCGAUUGAUGUCGACACGAAGAACCAUUCGUGGACCAAUUACUUCCUUGCUGGGCUGAAAGGAGCCCUACAGUACCUCCGAGACAAGCUUGGUGACUCGUUCAAGACCAAUGGCAUGGAACUGUUGAUCGAUGGCAACGUUCCAGCUGGCGGGGGACUGUCAAGCAGCGCUGCUUUUGUCUGUGCUGCUGCGUUGGCGGUCAUGGCCGCAAACGACUAUGAUAUCUCCAAGCAAGACCUCCUGGACCUCUGUAUCGUCUCGGAGCGUGCUGUUGGUGUCUUCUCAGGGGGCAUGGAUCAAGCGGCUUCCAUCUUCUCUGAGAAAGGUUACCUUUUAUAUUGUCAAUUCUUCCCGAGUUUCUCUGCCGAGCACGUUCCUGUUCCAACUGCUGACCCUGAAUUCACGUUCAUGGUCGCACAGUCUUUCGUUACCUCUGAUAAGGCUGUCACGGCUCCAAUCCACUACAACUUGAGAGUUGUGGAAUGCACACUUGCCUCGGUGGUGCUGGCAAAAUUGCACGACAUCACACUGAAUCCGGACGACAGCUCCCUGGGAUUCAGUUUGCGAAAUCUGCAGGAGGAAAUCAUGAAGAAGGAUGGUCGCAGAGACGAGCCAAUGGCGCAUCAAGUUGCUUCCAUGGUCGAGAUCACCAGAUCCAAGCUCGACAGAGAGAGUUAUACCAGAGAUGAUAUUGCCGAUAUCCUUGGAAUAUCUGUCGAACAACUGGAGAGGCAAUAUAUGUCCAAAUUCCCAAUCCGUGCCGACUCUUUCAAGCUGCGGCAACGCGCCUUGCACGUCUUAGAGGAGGCUGGUCGUGUUCUUGAGUUCCGGGAAGUGCUCACCAAGUCCGGAAAGCUCGAUAAGGAGAAAGUCCUACAACUCGGUGAGCUGAUGAACAACACUCAGGCUUCUUGCAGGGAUUUAUAUGAGUGUUCCUGUCCUGAAAUCGACGAGAUAUGUUCUAUUGCACGCAAUGCUGGAGCUUAUGGUACUCGACUCACAGGAGCUGGCUGGGGCGGCUGUACUGUACAUCUGGUGCCUCAGGACAAGGUUGCGGCCGUGACUGAUGCCCUCAAAAAGGAGUACUACGCCAAAAAAUUUCCCGACAUGAGCGAAGAGACUCUUCAGGAAGCCAUUGUUAUCUCCAAGCCGAGCCAAGGGUCGUCUCUGAUUGUCGGUGGUGCGCUCGAUGUUUGAGGGGACAAAGGCAUGUCUCAACUGUCUCUAGAUGACGAGCCUAAAGCAGUAUAACGACUGGUAGGUCGCGCAAGCGACAAUGGCAUCUUUGCUCAAUGCGUUCCUAUCGCGAGACAGAAGGCAUUUGUUCUCUGGACUUCCGGAGCGUGAUAGAAGAGACAGCAAUUUUCCUCUGUGCACAAUGCCCCCGACGCCUGGAUAUCUCAAUAUUUGUCCUGUUGUCCUUGGACGCCAGGUUCAACACAUUCUGAUCAAAUUACUUCCUGCAUCCGUACCUACUGCCUGUGAUCGCAUAUGUAUGCGAUCUUAUCUUCGGAGGACUGUU
Molecule: messenger RNA, 2192 nt
Organism: Exophiala viscosa
Lineage: Eukaryota; Fungi; Ascomycota; Eurotiomycetes; Chaetothyriales; Herpotrichiellaceae
Product: galactokinase
Exons: 1
Coding region: 329-1867 (512 amino acids)
Biological process (GO): galactose metabolic process; carbohydrate phosphorylation
Cellular component (GO): cytoplasm; cytosol
Molecular function (GO): ATP binding; galactokinase activity
Source: RefSeq, a predicted model, not a curated record